Molecule: messenger RNA, 2002 nt
Organism: Oreochromis aureus
Lineage: Eukaryota; Metazoa; Chordata; Actinopteri; Cichliformes; Cichlidae
Product: sortilin-like
Exons: 4
Coding region: 226-474 (82 amino acids)
Source: RefSeq, a predicted model, not a curated record
ACACAUAACUUUAUGUCACAUGGUGUGCUUUAACGGGGGCGGGGAAACAGGUGAAAAAAGCAGAAGCAGGAAGUAAACAGCUGUAGAUCUUACGACUAUACUCGGACCAAAAGAAUCGUUUAAAUGCUUUUAAAUCGCUUCAGUUUGGAUCCUUGCAGGCUGUAAUGUCCACAGUUCGAGGUUGCAUAAUGAAAAUAAGUUAGCCGGGCUUUAAAGGUAACAAGGAUGUCUGAACAACAGGCCGGGUUAAGGCUUCACCCCGGGAUUAUUGCAUCAGUGAUCUUGGUGUCUGCGGCGGCGGUAGCUGCUGCCGUAUUGAUCAUCCGAAAAUACUGCUUCCCAGUCAAUGAGGCAACUUACAGAUACUCAGUGCUGAGACAGAUGGAGGAGGGGUAUUCAGCAGCGGCAGAGGAGGAUGGCGACAGGAGGUCGCGCACAGUGGGAGAGGAUUCAGACGAGGAUCUUUUGGAAUAAAUCUCCAACUGGGAAGCUGCUGGACUGACUGAAAUGGAGUUUAUUCUAUAAACUGUGUGGUGUACGAAUGAAAUGGAGGAUUGUUUUCAUAGCGGGGAUAAAAAGCGAGCCACGGAUGUGAAACCAAAAAUAUACAAUUACAGAUAAAAUAAGUGAGGAAAUAGUAUUCAAUAUUUGCAAUUAUAUCUUAAACUGUAAUUCUGAGAUUAAAUGUGAUUUCUAUUUGUGGAGCUUCAUACUCUUAGAUGUGAAAUAAUGACCUUCAUUUGAAUCAUCACUGACAUUUUCUUUUCUUUUUUUCCUUUUUUUUUACACAUAACACAUGACAUUUGAUGUCUUUGGCUACUACCCAACCCUCUGAUGGGUGGAGGUUGUUCCCGCAGGCACAGCUCAGGGCUUAAAAAAGGUGUUCUUCUUUUUUUCCAGCAUAAAACCCAUUUAAUCCUUAUUUCUCACAAUCAAUAUUCUGCUAAAAUAUGCUACAAUAAAACAACCAACAAAACAUUCAGUAUUAGCUGUGGUAGAUAAGAGUCGUAAUGAAUUGUCAACAAAAUUGAAUGUGUUAUUCGGCGAUACGGUCAGUGUAUUAAAGCAGCAAUUCAUGCAGCCUUUUUAAAUUAUUCUUUUAUUUUGGAAAGCCUGAUAACUACUGAGCUAUCUGCACAUCUUUCAGCUGCAUUUAUUUUGUUGUUGUUUUUUGGAUGAAUUGAGCUCUGAGACCUAUGCGUUUGAUAAGACUUGUGGGUAUGUGAUUUGGAUGCUAAUGCUGCUGAUCAUAUGGAGAGUCAGCACUCCACUAUUUACUCCAUUAUUUCCACUUUUAACUUUAAAUGACGACCCUUACCUUAAAUAUAAAAUUCAAAGUGGAACAUUAUUUCCUGUAUUAUUUACUGGCAAUGCAAUAAAUGUCAGUGGGGCAUUGAAAGGGCAGACGCACUCACAUUCGCUCAAUGUUUGUCUGAAAAAGUCUGCCACAGAACAUGUGAAUGUGUAAUGCUAUGAAUUAAGCGGUUGUUACAAAGUCACACAUGGAGAUUUGAUGUUUCGCACACCCUAAAUGAUGUGCAGCUAAAGGUAGUCAAAAUAAGACUUCAGCUGUCUGCCAGUUGGGCAGUUUCCCUUUGAAUGGAUUUCCUGUUUCAUCGUUCCACUUAAAGGCAAUUUGCAGUUUAGUCCGCUGGGUCUUUAAUGUAGCGCUGGGCUGAAUGAUGUACCCUGAUCUUUCUGACAGCCAUACUUGUCACAGAUACAAAAAAAAGCCACUUACCUGGUUGGGAGCUGCAAGUGAACAUUCUGACGUGAACGUCAGUGUCCCAGCUCAAACUAACGAAUGGUUCAUUUUAAGUUAUUAUUCGUGUGAUCACCAAAUCAGACACCAAGACCCGAUUCUUGUGUUUUCCAAUCAUCUUUUGCUGUGUAGUUACUGAUGUUGAUGUGGAUCAGUAUUUAUAAAACCUACUGUAUCUUUUUAUUUAUUUUGUGCACAUCUGGGAUCUAAAUCUGCUGGUUAUUAAACAUAUUAAUCAUG